This is a messenger RNA of Penicillium malachiteum, 1215 nucleotides long. RefSeq names its product cysteine protease ATG4. Lineage: Eukaryota; Fungi; Ascomycota; Eurotiomycetes; Eurotiales; Aspergillaceae. Bases 1 to 1215 code for a protein of 404 amino acids. The record is from RefSeq and is a predicted model, not a curated record. The transcript has 5 exons. Gene Ontology annotation, molecular function: protein-phosphatidylethanolamide deconjugating activity.
AUGGCGGGAGUGGAUCUGGAAAGAUGCAAGCGUAUUGUUCAAUACUUCUGGGAUCCAGAACCUAAGAAUGACACAACACCAGAGGCAUCGAUCUGGUGUCUAGGUGAACGAUAUCCCCCACAUCCGACCCAUGACUCGAACCACAACACACAAGGCACACAGCAGAAUGGAGAUACGACAGCCACAUCACCAAGCUCAACCAAGAGCAUAUGGCCCGAGGAAUUCCUAGCUGAUUUUGAAUCACGAAUAUGGAUGACAUAUCGCUCCAACUUCCCUCCUAUCCCACGUAGCCAGAGCCCCGAUGCAACAUCCGCGAUGACGCUGGGCGUCCGGCUGCGAAGUCAGCUUAUGGAUUCACAAGGGUUCACCUCUGAUGCUGGGUGGGGCUGUAUGAUUCGAUCAGGUCAAAGUCUUUUGGCAAAUGCACUCAGCAUGUUACUACUUGGCCGAGCCUGGCGAAAAGGCGAUCGGCUUGAGGAGGAAUCGAAGCUACUGGCCAUGUUCGCAGAUCAUCCGGCGGCUCCAUUCUCAAUACAUCGAUUUGUUCAGUGUGGCGCCGACUCAUGCGGAAAAUAUCCUGGGGAAUGGUUUGGUCCAUCGGCAACAGCACGAUGCAUCCACUUAUCAACACAGUGCGAGAACCCAAGAUUAAUGGUCUACGUUACUAAUGAUACUUCGGAUGUCUACGAGGACCAAUUCAUGCGGGUAGCUUGUUCUCAAACAGGGCGAUUUCAGCCAACUCUGAUUCUCCUUGGGUUACGAUUGGGGAUCGAACAAGUGACUGCCGUAUAUUGGGAUGGUCUGCGAGCGGCAUUUGAGUACCCACAGUCCGUGGGAGUGGCAGGUGGACGCCCCUCCGCAUCGCACUACUUUGUUGGCGUACAAGAUUCCCACCUGUUCUUCCUUGAUCCCCACAUCACACGCCCCACGCUGCCAUAUCGAUCGCCCGAGAAGCCAUAUACCCCAGAAGAACGAGAGAGCUAUCAUACUCGGCGGUUACGGAGAAUUCACCUCAAAGACAUGGAUCCGAGCAUGUUGAUUGGAUUUUUGAUCAAAGAUCAGGCUGAUUGGGUCGAUUGGAAGGAGCGGGUUCGAAAUACGCCGGGAAAGCCGAUCAUUCACAUAUUGACAGAACCGAGAUUGGAGCAGGGAUCGGGAAGAUCAUCGGCAGUAUAUGAAGUCGAGGCGUUGGACGAUUCUGACGAGAUGGAGUAG